Messenger RNA from Adineta steineri, 591 nucleotides. NCBI's taxonomy places the organism in Eukaryota, Metazoa, Rotifera, Eurotatoria, Adinetida, Adinetidae. The record is from the annotation of a GenBank genome assembly.
AUGUCGAAUACAUUUAUGCGUGAACUUGAUCUUAAAAUGCAACAAGUUAAAGAAUAUGGUUUAAUUACACAUGGUUACUAUAAUGAAAAUAUACAAUAUCCUACUCAUGUUCGUCGUAGUCAUGAUGGAGAAAAAAUAUCACGAACAACAUCCAUAUUUUCUCGAUCAAGUAGUCAUAAGAAAAAACCUCAUCUAUCUAAUACAACUAUAUUAACAUCAUCAUCACAUGAAAAUCAAACAAAAAUUAAACAAAAAGAAUCAACGACUCGACAAUUAUCCUAUGAUGAACGUCAAACAACAUUGAUUAUCCCACCAAAUAAAACUGUUAAUGAUAUAAAUCCAUCUUUAAAUAAUGAUAGACUUGAUAUACAUAGAAAAUCUUCAUCAUCAUCAGCGAAUUCAUCUCCAAUAUUGAGUUCAUUUCGACCACAUUCAAUUGCUGGUUUAUCAUCAUCAUCAACAUUAACUGAUGAACAACAAAUUAAUUCUCUAUCACAUUCAUCUCAAUCAUUAGUUAAUCAAUCACCACCAACAAAAACAUUAACACAAAGAUUUUUUUCUAAACUCUUUCAUCAUCCAUCCAAAUCCUGA